This is a messenger RNA of Eucalyptus grandis, 2036 nucleotides long. RefSeq lists its product as uncharacterized. NCBI's taxonomy places the organism in Eukaryota, Viridiplantae, Streptophyta, Magnoliopsida, Myrtales, Myrtaceae. The transcript has 5 exons. Gene Ontology annotation, biological process: DNA repair; base-excision repair, AP site formation. The record is from RefSeq and is a predicted model, not a curated record. Gene Ontology annotation, cellular component: nucleus. Gene Ontology annotation, molecular function: 8-oxo-7,8-dihydroguanine DNA N-glycosylase activity. Bases 540 to 1712 code for a protein of 390 amino acids.
UCCCCUUUGAUCUGGUCACAUUUUCUUUAGUGGCUUUAGGGAGAGAGAUUGCACAAGGCCGCCAUGGAUGUCACCAAGGCCGAGACAGAAAGUCGAGCGUGCAUUACUUUUGGGCAGUUCGAAGUCCCUACUUUUUAUCUCCACUCUACCGUUGGGGUCGGCCCCAACGCCCACCAGAUCGAGCUCUGACAAAGUGGGAAGCGGAACAGGAAGCGAAAGAGAAACGGAGAUGGCGAUGGAGGCGGCGGUGGAGGUGGUGGUGGGGCUGGGGGAGGCGGCGGCGGCGACGUUCCGGCUGGAGAAGGCGGUGUGCAGCCACGGGCUGUUCAUGAUGUCCCCCAACCGCUGGGACCCCUCUCCCUCUCCCUCUCCCGCCCCCUCCGCCUGCCCUCCGACGACGACGCCGACGACGCCGCCCCGUCCCCGUCGCCGUCCGCAUCUCCCACCCCUCCCCGCUCCGCCUCCCUCCGCCUCCUCGUCCGCGGCGUCUCCGCCCUCUCCCCUCCCAGCACCGCUCCCUCCUGAGGCAGGUGAGGCGGAUGCUGCGGCUGUCGGAGGAGGACGAGCGGAACGCGAGGGAGUUCGAGAGGGUGUGCGGCGCGGUGGGGGAAGACGUCCCGGAUUGCGUGAGGGAGUUCGGGGGGAGGGUCUUCAGGUCCCCCAUGCUGUUCGAGGACAUGGUCAAGUGCAUCCUCCUCUGCAACUGCCAGUGGUCGAGGACUUUGAGCAUGGCUCAAGCACUUUGCGAGCUGCAGCUUGAGCUGCAGCGUAACUCAUCUUGCAUGGAAGAUAAGGAUGGUAUUCGCAACAUCAACAAAGGCGUGGCUUCACAUCUGGCUCCGACAACACCUGCUCCAAAGGAGGCGAAGAGAAAACGGGGAGGAUGCAAGACUCGAACUAAUUUAAUGACCAAGUUUACAGAUGUUACGCCUGAAGCAGAAGUAGCUACAAGCACAAGGAUGGAGACCGUCACACUAGGUAUUGGCAUCCAUGAGAAUGGCCAAUUGACCUCAGGCUUAUCUUCUUCAGAUGGCUGUAGCUUGCAUUGUGACCGCCAAUCUCGUCUGGCUUCUGAUGAAACUUGUGAGACUUCUGAGGAAGCUCGCGAGCGAGGUGCAUGUCAAGAGCCUAUUGUGCAAAUCGCUCAUGAAGAAGAAUGCUGGUGGGAUGUGGUGGGAAACUUUCCUAGCCCGAGAGAACUAGCAAGCCUAGAUGAAGGCUUUCUAGCGAAACGUUGUAAUCUUGGUUAUAGAGCUGGUCGGAUUGUAAAGCUUUCUCAGGGUAUUGUUGAAGGCAGAAUAAACCUGAGUCAACUGGAAGAGAUUUGUGAUACGCAGUGCUUGUCCAGUUAUGCAGAUCUAACAGAGAGGCUGAGGCAAAUAGAUGGUUUCGGUCCUUUUACAUGUGCCAAUGUGCUGAUGUGCAUGGGAUUCUACCAUGCCAUUCCAACUGAUUCUGAAACAAUCAGGCAUUUGAAGCAGGUCCAUGGAAAAAAUUCUACCAUUCAAACUGCUCAAAGUGAUGUGGAGGAUAUCUAUGGACGGUAUGCUCCAUUUCAGUUCCUUGCAUACUGGGCGGAAUUAUGGAACUUUUAUGGGGAAAGAUUUGGGAACUUAAGUGCAAUGCCUUUGUCAAACUACAAGCUGAUUACUGCCACCAAUAUGAAAGAGAAGGGAAGUCGCGGAAAAAAGAGGACGAAGCGAUCCUCAUAAACAUGCGCUCCCUAUCUUUGUUCCAUUAAUGGGACUGAGCGAGCUGUUCUUCAUCUCUAGGAGCGUGACCGGUAGUUCUUCUCAUGCUUCUUAGCUUAGAAUAUGUAUUUAUAUCCUUCAUGUCUAGCAUUUUUAGUCCGACAUGGUCUACUUUUGCUAGCAAAUUCAUGUUCUUAACGUAUCAAGAAAAAUGUCGGGCAUGAUAGCCUGCUGAUCAGUUUCUUCGAAUGUAUGGAGAUUGGACUGUCUUGUCUAGAUGUUGAAAGGUACUGACAGAAUUGACACAUUCUUAGCUUCAAUGAAUUGGCCAUCUCUCUUUGCUUA